Molecule: messenger RNA, 5338 nt
Organism: Salvelinus fontinalis (brook trout)
Lineage: Eukaryota; Metazoa; Chordata; Actinopteri; Salmoniformes; Salmonidae
Gene: ofcc1
Product: orofacial cleft 1 candidate 1
Exons: 13
Coding region: 1-2400 (799 amino acids)
Cellular component (GO): perinuclear region of cytoplasm
Source: RefSeq, a predicted model, not a curated record
AUGUAUGUGUGUGUGCAGAUCCUGCCUGCGUCGUGUGACAUGCUGCCCUCCAUGGUCCUGCUGUUCAGGCUGCUGGACCUGACGGGGGAGCGGAGCCAGGCCGGCACCACACUGGGCUGGGCCGCCUUCCCUGUCUGCCACGCCACCCUCACAACUGUCCAGGGGCGCUUCAAGACCCCCAUCCUCAGGGGGCUCCCGCACCCCCACCUCGACCAGUUCCGCAAGAUAGAAGGCCUUAUGUCAGCCGACCUGGACAACUGGCUGUGUAACCUGUACUUCCAGGUGAGGAAGCUCCCCAGUGGCAGCUCCAGAGGGGAUGAGGAGCACAGUGUCACCCUGCAGAUCCCUCCUCUCCUCGUCCCCCCUUCGCCCCCCCAGGCAGGCCCAAGCGACUCCAGCCCCAGCCGGGGGAGAGGCGGCGUCAAGCCGUGUCACCGGGGGUCCCCUCUCCACCUGUCUGCCUCACACUCCUCCUCUGCCUGCUCCUCCUCCACUCUGCCAGGUAGGGCUCCCCCACCGUCACCCCCACCACCCCCUACUGCCAGCGGCCACAGUGGGGGACAAAUUAAACCUAAUGUCACAGACAGAGUGGCAGGUCUCCAUGGCUGUCAAAGGAGGUCAGGCAACAUCCUGGCCAACGGAAGUGUCCCCGACAAGAGCAUUCUGGGAGAUUUAUGUUCUGCCACACAGGCAAAGUACCAGUCCUCCACACCCACCUCCUCUACUCUACAAAAAGAAAGAGGGGGGAACAACAGAGAAAAUUCAGGUGAGGAGGUGGCUGGAGAAGAAGUGAACCUGAUCCGUACCUUGAGUAACGGAUCAAAAGGUGUCCCUCACAGCACCUCGCGGAGGCCCGUGAAGGCACCGCUCCGGAAGAACUCCACAGUAGUGGUCCCUGAGAAAAUAGAGGAGAUGAGAGAUCCCUACACAGAGAAAGCAGAGACAUGGAUGCACUACAAGAAGAAGCCAAUCAACAAGAUAAAUAGCUCGAGCGCCCAUGUGAGAGGGAGCGCCGCACCUCCACCGCUUCUGCAGGGCCAGGCUGACAAACAGGAGACAGCAGCUCCGGCUGUAGCAUCAUCGGAGAAGAGGGAGAAUCUCUGGGCUAAGGAGAUGGAGGAGUAUACGUUCUCCCUACAGCCUGUGCUCUCCUACAGAGGGCUGGGCGGUGGCGGCACCGGCAGUGGUAGCAAUGGUGGGGCUGCUGAGCGUACACAUUUGGCUCUCCGCAUGAUCCCGUCAGAGCUGGGCCUGUCACCGCGGCGCUGGGGCUGGCGCUCCUCCUCAGCAGCAGCAGCAGCAGCACAGCUCUGCCUCAUUAUGCCGCUCCUGGCUUUGAUCUGGUUUGCGAGGCUCUACCUGCAUUACUGCAGCCAGUGGCUCUUCCUCCAGGCCAUCGCAGUUCCUGUCAACAAAUUCCAGUUCCAUGCUCACACCGUGGAGCUGGUCUACCAGAAUUCCUUGCUUCAUACCCGCGAGGAGUUGGCUAUGGUCGUGGUGGGACCUCUGACCUUGAACGCCGUAACGUUGCUGCUGCUCCUGAUCAGAUGGUGCUGUCAGCUAGCGUUUGGCUCACUCCCCUCCUUCACGUCAAACUUUAUCAUGGCUUUGGGAGUGUGGACAGUGCUGGACCCGCUGGCGGUCUUUGUAGUGGAUGCCUUCCUGGGGCGUCUGUCCUACAGUGCAGAGUCUCCUGUUGCGGAUGCAGCCAAGCUCUACUGGCACUUCUACCGGACCGACCAAUCAGGGGCAGCUGGAGUGGUCAUCACCCUCUUCCUCUAUGCCAUCCUCUUCCUCCUCUCCACCACCAUCCUCUACCUCUACUUCCUCAGACUCCACAACGAGGGGCGCAUGCUGGACAUCUUCCAGCGUCUCAGCGUGACCGAGGGAUCCUUCUUUGUCCCCCGGGACCUGGAGGUGUCCAACCAGGAACUAGACUACAUCAUCCAGAAGGCCGAGCAGUGGAGGGGCUUCAACGGAGAAAGACGCAAGGUGUCAGUGUAUGACUACAUCUGGACAGAGGAGGGCCCCUUGGCGGGCUGUGCCCCCCCCAGGGGUGACCCUCAUGGGGCCGUGCCCGCUGCAGGGGGUGAGAGCAGUACCCACGUGUCUGUCUACACCCUCUACCUGAGCGGGCAGCGCCACCGUUACAGGCACUUCCUACGCCAGCCGGACGGUGCCAUCCUAGAGGUGAUUGGUGACAUGGACGGGGCAGAGCCUCCUCUCAGCACUAUGCCCCGCCCAGGUCAGAGGACACCAGAGGUGAACCAGGAAGACGAAGGCCCAAGCUCCACCCUCCAACUCAGGGAGAGGAAAAGGAGGAAGCCUGUUUGGCGUACUCAUCGCGUCGAGCCAGUAGGAGACAGUGGGCAUGGCUCGAGCUGCAUUGCAAGGCCUUAGCCACUAAUGUCACUGUGAAAUGAAACAAAGCAGGAGAGGACACCCAGGUACUGUCAACUAGCACCUCCACCGACCGCAUCAACUGAAGGGACAGGGACUAUUGACAUACCCCUGGCAAUAGACAACUAGCACCUAAGGCUCAACCGACCACACCAAUUGACAGGACAGGGAUUAUACACAUACCACUAUAUAGACAAUAGACAACUAUCACCUCAACCGGCCACACCAUAUGAAUGGACAGGGACUAUAGACAUACUGUACCUCAGUGAUGGACAGUGACUGAUGGAUCAAUUCAGAAUGUGUUUAUGAGCACUCUCAAGCAUACUCACAGAACAGUUGAAAUUGUUCCUGAUGAUACACAUAGAGAUGGUUCCGUUAGAAUCAGGCUUCUACAAGAGCUUUUUCCACUGGAGGUACUGGUGCUAACAACUUUUUCACUUGAGGCACCAGCACAUGAUUUGAUCGUACUAACAAAAAUAAAAAGAUAAUCGCUAAUGACCUGGCCUGUGUCCCAAAAUGUGCCUGCAUUCCUUACAGAACCAGGCUAAUCAUGACUAGCCAUCUUUUAAACUAGCAUGCCCUUGUGUUCAAAGAAAAGAGACUUAAAAUAAUGUGCAGAUUUCAAAGUGCCAUGUGUUCUUUUCUGCGAAAUCCUCUAGGCGGCAGAAUUUGAAAAAACUAUACUAGAUACCAAAACGAUACCACCAACAACAACAAAAAAUGGGGAGGACUGUGAUUUGACCCAGUUUUUCAGGUUUUGGCUCUUAAGAAUCACAAAAUGGGAUGUUCUAAGUCCACAACAAUGCUUAAACCGCAUCAGGGGACCAUUUUUGAGGUCUGUGAAAAAUGUUUUUUAAAUUCAGGUGUGCACCAGCCAGACCGGUGUGUUUGUUUCUGUAGUGCACUUGUGAUGGAGUUUUCAAAACAAAUGGCCACAGGAUUGAUUCUGCCAGGUAGGCAUAGGCUACUUUGUAGUUACCUUUUAAUUGCCUUUACAUCUACCUGAAAACGGGAGGCUAUCGAUAACAUCACUAACUGCUACACAGUGUUAGACAUAUAGGCCCUAUGCGCACCGCGCACAGCAGGGCGUGUCUACUGGCCCGAAUGUAAAAAAAUACUGGCCUGGGUCAAGAUCUGACAGAAAAGGGAAUGAUGCAUACAUAAUUUCAAUAGAAGGUGAGCAAGUAGCAUAUACAGGGUUCGUACAGACAUUGGCAAUUCAAAUUCAAGGACUGUUUCAAGCACUUAAUUGUAAUUUUCAGGGACCUAAAUUUGACAUGUAAUUGUUGGGAAAAAACUCUCCCCAAAAUGUAUGCCAACAAAAAAGUAUGCAUUACCACUUUAAAAGUAAUGAUAAAAAAAAUAUAUAUGUAGGCCUACCUAAUGGCAUUAUGCAUUGAAAUUCAAAUUAUUUUUACAUUUUAAAAUGUCAGAAUAAUGUGGACACAAACACACUAAUGGAUUCUGCCCAUGUGGUAGCUAGUCAGUCUGAAACAAACGCACUAAUGGAGUCUGUCCAUGUGGUAGCUAGUCUGUCUGACACAAACACACUAAUGGAGUCUGUCCAUGUGGUAGCUAGUCUGUCUGACACAAACGCACUAAUGGAGUCUGUCCAUGUGGUAGCUAGUCUGUCUGACACAAACACACUAAUGGAGUCUGUCCAUGUGGUAGCUAGUCUGUCUGACACAAACACACUAAUGGAGUCUGUCCAUGUGGUAGCUAGUCUGUCUGACACAAACGCACUAAUGGAGUCUGUCCAUGUGGUAGCUAGUCUGUCUGACACAAACACACUAAUGGAGUCUGUCCAUGUGGCAGCUAGUCUGUCUGACACAAACACACUAAUGGAGUCUGUCCAUGUGGUAGCUAGUCUGUGUGACACAAACACACUAAUGGAGUCUGUCCAUGUGGCAGCUAGUCUGUCUGACACAAACACACUAAUGGAGUCUGUCCAUGUGGUAGCUAGUCAGUCUGAAACAAACGCACUAAUGGAGUCUGUCCAUGUGGUAGCUAGUCUGUCUGACACAAACGCACUAAUGGAGUCUGUCCAUGUGGUAACUAGUCUGUCUGACACAAACACACUAUUGGAGUCUGUCCAUCUGGUAGCUAGUCUGUCUGACACAAACACACUAUUGGAGUCUGUCCAUCUGGUAGCUAGUCAGUCUCGCCAUUUGAGAUGUUGGAGUAUGAUUGAGGUGUUAUUGUACCAUGUUUUAAACUUCCCUUUGUAAUGGAAUGCAUUGUAUGGAAAACCAAUUUGAAGCCAACAUUCGAUGUUGUCUUGCUCAUAAUAAGUCCUGUGUAGCUUGAGUUGUCGAUUUCCACGGGGGACCAGUAAGAACAAAUGACAAAAAUAGAUGCACUCACUACUGUAAGUCGCUCUGGAUAAGAGCGUCUGCUAAAUUACUCAAAUGUAAUAACUGCACAUUGUUUUACCGCAACAGAGUAGCUCAAAUCCCUUCAAUUGAAACAUUAGGGAACAAAGGUAAGCAGCUACAUCUCUCAUAGAAACUGAUCAGAAAUGGAAUCACAGAAUAAUUAAAUUGGAGCAGUAGACCUUCUAAAUUGACAACCAUAACUUCAAUGACUUUCCAAGGACCAAAUAGCCUAAAGGAAAUGUCUGAUUUUCAAGGUAGGCUAUUCCCUGAUUACUGAAUUGCGCAUUGCAAAUAUUCAACCGAGACUUUGAACUUUUUAAAGACCUGGUUUGCAUACCCAUUCUUGCCUUAGCAUUUACUCUCAUAAAUUGGAACAUCUUUCCUACCGCUGUUGGUCUUCUGUGAAUUGCUCCAUGCAACAAUCAGCUGUUGAUGAGCUGCUUGCUCUCUCUGCCUGACAGAUCAUCAAUAGGCUAUAAAGUACAAGUCAAAAGUUUGGACACACCUACUCAUUUAAGGGUUUUUCUUUAUUUGAACUAUUUUCUACAUUGUGGAAUAAUAGU